UCAGGGACGCCAAAAGAAGAGGACGAAGAAAAAGAAGGGAUUAGCGAAUCCAAACAUUUGUUGUGGCCGUGUUGGCGGAUUAUUUUGCUGUAUAAUAACUGUUACGGCAAAAACAUGACAAACUUGCAGUCAUUAAGCGUUUUCGUGACAGAACGGUUAACGUUGGCUGCUCAGGAGAUUUUCAAAGCAGUCGAAGUGACCGUUACAGAGUACCACGAAGAGAUUUCCCGCUCAAGACAAGAAAAUGAGCUCCUAAAAAGGAGGCUGCUGGAGGCCGGCAUCGAUUUUUACUCAGAACUACAGCCUAGCCUGUCUGUCGUACAAGAAAGUGAGGCCAGUGUUGGGCAGCCAGUUUGUGGUGAGCCAUGGAACCAGCAGAACGAGAAGAUCCAGGUGAAGCUGGAGCUCAGCGCUGCACAGGAGGAGACCCAAGAUUCUCAGCUCCAAAUAGCCAUGGCUAAAGAACCCAUAUCCCCAAAACCGUGCCUACAAAAUGAACAGAAAAUAGAAGAAAUGUUCCAUGUACAAACCACAGACGGCAGUACGGAUACUUUACUCCCUGCUGGUCCUUUCAUGCAGAUUAAAGAAGAACCCAGUGAGCUAGUGCCUGAUUUGAGAUUAGAGACUUUCUGUGAAUCCCAGACCAGCAUUUCUGCCGAUCCAAGCAGUGCUGUUGCCUCUAGUCAUUGUAGCAGCUUUGAAGAGGAGCUGGACAGCCACAGACUAUCGUCAGUGCACAAGAGCGUGCGAUCUAAGCUUCCAUUGAUGGGUAGAGCAAGAGUUGCCCGUCACAAGAGAUGCAAUAAUUACGAUACAGUGGGACAGGAUAAAGACCUCACCCAGUGGAGAGAAAGACAUCUUAUGAAAAGGUCUCGUGGAAUAAGCAAGCUAAUAAAAGUCGGAAGAGAAAGGAAAAUGGAGCAGAAGAUUGAAAAUCAGAGAGUGCUUAAAAAAAAGGACAGACUUCCAGGCAUAGUGCAGGUGGAUGAAGCACAAAGCCUGCCAACACAGUUCCAAGCAAGCCAGAGGAACAGGAGUGAGGAGGUCAGAAAGCAUGACCAGGAGUCCUUGGAAAUGUACACAAGCCAACCUCAAGCUCUUAGCCUUGUGGGACCUAAUACCUGUGUGGUGUGUGGGAGGACUUUUAGCUCUCGAGGACUGCUGAAAAUUCAUCUGCGCGUUCAUUCAGGGGAGAAACCUUAUCACUGCCCGUUUUGUGACAAAAACUUCAGACAGUCGAGUCACCUCAGUGUACAUGUCAGAAUCCAUACUGGAGAAAAACCUUACAGCUGUCUCACUUGUGGAAAGAGGUUCAGUGACAGAAGUGCAUGUAACAGGCAUGUUAGGGCUCAUCUUGAAAAUGAUAAUCCCUAAAGGAUUAGAUUGGUUGAGACACAUUUGCUUGAGAUCACUUGUUUUUGUUUUAGAACUUCAGAACUUGUACACUCCCUACUGUUACUGAUUUUGUUUUAAAUGCUUUUAAGAUUUUGGGACCUAUAGAGACCUUAGCAUUUUAAUCUAGACUUAAAUGUAAUGUCAAAUAGCUAUAAGAACUUAACUGUGUAAUUUUGAACUCAUGGUACUUGCUGUCAAGUUAAUAAUAUAUAAAGACUUUUUCCACUCAAAGAUGCACCUUGUCUUUCAGGUAAGAAGUAAGGCUAUGCAUUCAGACUAAUUUUGAUAUUUGUGUGUCUGUAUGAGGUAAAUGUAUAUCCAGUUAACUGUGGAGAAGGAAAUAAACAAUGCCAAAAAAGAAAAAAAAAACGAUUAUGACAGAAAUUAAUGUAGGGCUUGCUUUUUUAUUUAAAA
Molecule: messenger RNA, 1809 nt
Organism: Colossoma macropomum (tambaqui)
Lineage: Eukaryota; Metazoa; Chordata; Actinopteri; Characiformes; Serrasalmidae
Exons: 5
Coding region: 115-1374 (419 amino acids)
Cellular component (GO): nucleus
Source: RefSeq, a predicted model, not a curated record